GAAUCAUGGACUCUAAAACACUGGAAAGCAUAUCUAAAGAAGAGCGUAAACGACAAGAAGCCAUUUAUGAAUUAAUAAUCACGGAACAAACAUAUCUUCGUGAUCUUCAAAUCAUAAUUGAAUUGUUUUAUGGCCCUCUUCAAAGUCUCCUUUCCGAACAGGAUUUAUCAACUAUAUUUUGUAACACUCAGGACAUUUUAUUAUGUAAUACUGCUAUUCUUAGCGAUCUGGAGCAACGCCAAGAGGAAGAUGCCUAUUUUGUUAGUAAAGUUGGAGAUAUUUUGCUCAAGCAUUAUGAAAAUUUAACGCUAUAUACGAAAUAUUGUGGUAAUCAACUGAACGCAACCAAAUUUUUACAAAAAAAAUGUAGUGUAGAUAAAAAAUUUGCUGAUUUUCUUAAGAAAAUUCAGCAAGAUCCGCAAUGCGGAUCAUUGGAUCUUUCUAGCUUUCUGUUAAAGCCAUUACAACGAAUCACUAGAUAUCCCUUAUUAAUACGUCAGAUAUUGCAUUAUACAAGCAAAGACAAUAUCGACCAUCAAAAUAUGAUGCAGGCCCUUCAUAAGGCAGAAAAAAUCCUGGAGGAAACAAACGAGGCAGCACGUGAGCAGGAGAACCACAUGAAAUUGAAUGAAAUAUCAAAUCUUGUAGAUUUAGAAAAUCUAGAAGAGAAACUUGACUUGACUAGUAUGACUCGUCUAGUUGGAAAACGACAAUUCAUUCUUGAAGGACCGUUAAAGAAAGCUAAAAGUGGACGCAAUUUGCAUGGAUAUCUUUUUAAUGAUAUAUUACUUCUUCGUCAUUCAAAUAAAAAAACAACUACCAAGGGACACAAAUAUUCCUUGUACAAGCCGCCAAUACCUUUGAAUGAAAUAUUUGUAAAAGAUAGUGGACUAGAUGAAACAUGUUUUCAAGUUGUACAUAUAGAGGAUGUUAUAAACCUUCGAGCAAGCAAUGUAUCCGUGAAACGGCAGUGGGUUAAUCAACUUGAAACCGCUAGCGGAUAUUGUCUUGCGGUAGAAAGAAAGAUUCAAAAAGGAG
Molecule: messenger RNA, 1038 nt
Organism: Racocetra persica
Lineage: Eukaryota; Fungi; Glomeromycota; Glomeromycetes; Diversisporales; Gigasporaceae
Source: the annotation of a GenBank genome assembly